Molecule: messenger RNA, 183 nt
Organism: Caenorhabditis briggsae
Lineage: Eukaryota; Metazoa; Nematoda; Chromadorea; Rhabditida; Rhabditidae
Exons: 2
Coding region: 1-183 (60 amino acids)
Source: RefSeq, a predicted model, not a curated record
AUGGUUGAGCUCGGAGGAAACGGACCAUAUUCUACAUCAUUCGACAAUUCUGUCUUCAUCAUUCCAGCGAUCGUGAUUGUCGCCCUUUUCACCUUUGCCGCCCUCAAACUUCGUGAUGCCACGCAGGGCAAAGAAAAGAGCGCAGCCCGUGCUCGUCGUGAUGAGAAGAAGAAGGCCAAGUAA